UUAUUUAAAGGUGGGUGUGGGGGUUUUAGCCUUUAGGGUGUUUUAGGGUAUAGUAGGAGUAGAUAGUAGUAGAGAGAGAGAGAGAGAGAGUUGGAUCUGUAAUUAUUCUCUAGUGGUGUUGGUGUAAGUGAUGGGCAGACAACCUUGCUGUGACAAGCUUGGGGUGAAGAAGGGGCCAUGGACGGCCGAGGAGGACAAGAAACUUAUUAACUUCAUCCUCACCAAUGGCCAGUGUUGUUGGCGUGCCGUCCCCAAGCUCGCCGGACUCCUCCGCUGUGGCAAGAGCUGCCGCCUUCGUUGGACCAACUACCUUCGACCCGACCUCAAGAGAGGCCUUCUUACUGAAGCUGAAGAACAACUGGUCAUCGACCUCCAUGCCCGACUUGGAAAUAGGUGGUCGAAGAUUGCAGCAAGGUUGCCUGGAAGAACUGAUAAUGAGAUUAAGAAUCACUGGAACACCCACAUCAAGAAAAAGCUUACCAAGAUGGGAAUUGAUCCAGUGACCCAUGAACCCCUUCAUAAACAUGCUGCUACUACUACUGCUACACAAGUAACUUCCUCUAUUACUUCUGCUGAUCGUCACCCGGACUCCAGUAAGAAAACGCUUAGACUGCCCUCCCCAGAAAACAAUGGACGUCUCACCACACCUGAUCAGGAGAAUUCGAGCUCAGCAGCGGAAAAUUGUUCCGGCGAUGAGUCUCGGUUGUCGGAUAACAACGGGGGCCAAGGCUCGUUAAUGAGUUGCCUGCUGUGGGGAGAUGACAAGCCUCUUGUGGAAGCCUCUUGGAAGUUUCCGACAACUUCUGCCGGAGAAACCUAUAACGACGUCGGCAGUUUGUCUUGGGAGGAGAAUUGUGCAUGGUUGUUGGACUACCAAGACUUCGGGGUGGAAGAGUUUGGUUUUGGUUGUUUCAACGACAUAGCCAUGGACAUGAGCACGCUAGAGAUGGGCGACAAGCCCUAAUACUCGGCUCUCGGCACGCAGUAAUAUUAGUUACAGUUGUUGCCUUCUCCGGCUGGCAAAAGAAAAAAGAAAAAAAAACGAUAUAAAUUAAAAACUGAACUAGAAUUUAGUGAAUCACCUUUAUGACCUUUUAGCCCAGAUUUUAAGUUAUGUAAUCUUUGUGAGUCGAACCUCCUGUCCUAAGAGGAGUAAGGGGUCCCUCACCCACCAAAAAUGAAACAGCAAAAAACGAAGAGAAAAGGUGACAAAAGUUGGUCCCUCAGCUCGAUCAAAUGCGUUGUGCUUUUAUUAUUUGAAAACAAAUAGACAUACACUAUAAAGUGUUCAGAUGGGUCU
Messenger RNA from Nelumbo nucifera (sacred lotus), 1300 nucleotides. RefSeq names its product MYB-like transcription factor ODO1. The record is from RefSeq and is a predicted model, not a curated record. NCBI's taxonomy places the organism in Eukaryota, Viridiplantae, Streptophyta, Magnoliopsida, Proteales, Nelumbonaceae.